AUGGCGGCCAUCGGGGUUCACCUGGGCUGCACAUCAGCUUGUGUGGCCGUCUAUAAGGAUGGCCGGGCUGAUGUGGUCGCAAAUGAUGCAGGCGACAGAGUUACUCCAGCUAUUGUUGCUUACUCAAAAAACGAAGAGAUCGUUGGAUUGGCAGCAAAACAAAGUAGAAUAAGGAAUAUUUCAAACACAGUAAUGAAAGUCAAGCAGAUCCUUGGCAGAAGCUCUGAUGAUCCUCAGGCUCGGAAAUAUAUCACGGAAAGUAAAUGUUUAGUCAUUGAAAAAAAUGGGAAGUUACGAUAUGAAAUAGAUACUGGAGAAGAAAAGAAAUUUGUCAGCCCAGAAGAUGUUGCCAGACUGAUAUUUAGUAAAAUGAAAGAAACGGCACAUUCUGUCUUGGGCUCAGAUGCCAAUGAUGUAGUCAUUACUGUUCCAUUUGAUUUUGGAGAAAAGCAAAAAAGUGCUCUUGGGGAAGCAGCCCGAGCUGCUGGGUUUAAUGUUUUGCGGUUAAUCCACGAACCAUCUGCAGCUCUUUUGGCUUACGGAAUUGGGCAAGACUCCCCCACUGGAAAAAGCAAUAUUUUGGUAUUCAAACUUGGAGGAACAUCCUUAUCUAUCAGUGUCAUGGAAGUUAACAGUGGAAUAUACCGUGUUCUCUCAACAAACACUGAUAAUAACAUUGGAGGUACCCACUUCACAGAAACCUUAGCACAGUACCUAGCCUCUGAGUUUCAGAGAUCCUUCAGACAUGAUGUGAGAGGAAAUGCCCGCGCCAUGAUGAAGCUGAUGAACGGUGCUGACACUGCAAAACAUUCUUUGUCAACCUUGGGAAGCGCCAAUUGCUUCCUUGACUCAUUGUAUGAAGGUCAGGAUUUUGAUUGCAACGUGUCCAGAGCAAGAUUUGAGCUUCUGUGUUCUCCACUUUUUAAUAAAUGUAUAGAAGCAAUCAGAGAAGUCUUAGAACAAAGUGGAUUUACAGCAGAUGAUAUCAACAAGGUUGUCCUUUGUGGAGGGUCUUCUCGAAUCCCAAGGCUACAGCAAAUGAUUAGAGAUCUUUUCCCAGCUGUUGAGCUUCUCAAUUCCAUUCCUCCUGAUGAGGUCAUCCCUAUUGGUGCAGCUAUAGAGGCAGGAAUCCUUAUUGGGAAAGAAAGCCUUUCAGUGGAAGAUGCUCUUCAGAUAGAGUGUUCGGCCAAGGAUAUUUUAGUUAAGGGAGUUGAUGAAUCAGGAGCCAACAGCUUCAAAGUACUGUUUCCAUCAGGGACUCCUUUGCCAGCUCGAAGACAACACACAUUACAGGCCCCUGGAAGUAUAUCCUCAGUGUGUCUUGAACUCUAUGAGUCUGAGGGGAAAAACUCUGCAAAAGUGGAAAACAAGUUUGCACAGGUUGUGCUCCAGGAUUUAGAUAAAAAAGAAAAUGGAUUACGUGAUAUAUUAGCUGUUCUUACUAUGAAAAGGGAUGGGUCUUUACACGUGACGUGCACAGAUCAAGAAACUGGAAAAUGUGAGGCAAUUACUAUAGAGGUGGCAUCUUAG
This is a messenger RNA of Rangifer tarandus platyrhynchus (Svalbard reindeer), 1530 nucleotides long. The record is from the annotation of a GenBank genome assembly. Lineage: Eukaryota; Metazoa; Chordata; Mammalia; Artiodactyla; Cervidae.